AGACAACGUUAGGAAAGGCGGCGUUAGGGUUUGACUGGCGGUUGGGCGCCCUCUGUCCCGGAUGUGACGGAUGACCGGAAGUUGGCGGCCCGUCGCCCCGGGCCUGCUGCUGCCGGGCCGCUGACGGGGUGUCAUCGUCUCCAGCUGAGUGGCGAUGGCGUCGGUGCGCUCAGCUUGCUGAGGCAGUCUGGGCGGUGGGUGAGCGGGCCCCGGGUUUGUUGUGGGCGGGUCCCGAGGUCUCUCCGCCCCGCCUCGGCCUCUCAGCGCUCCCGGGCGGCGGCGCAGCAUGGACGACCUCAGCACCAUCGGCCUGCUCUCCCUAGCCAUGCUGGUCGGCUGUUACGUGGCAGGCACCAUCCCCUUGGCCUUCAACUUCUCCGAGGAAAGAUUGAAGGUGGUGACAGUUCUUGGCGCUGGGCUUCUGUGUGGCACUGCUUUAGCAGUCAUCAUUCCAGAAGGUGUUCAUGCACUCUACGAGGAUGCUCUGCAUGAUAAACACCUCCAUGGAGAUGAAGUGGGGAAAGCGGAGGGUCCAUUAAAGACGGGACAAUCGGCAGAGACCAAGCAUGAUCACGAGCAUGUUGCUUUGCAUGCAUACAUUGGUGUUUCACUGGUCCUUGGAUUUGUUUUUAUGCUUCUAGUGGAUCAGAUAGGAAGUUCUCAUAUGCACUCCAGCGAUGAUCCUGAAGCUGCAAGAACAGCAAAUAGCAAGAUCACCACCACGCUUGGCCUGGUGGUUCAUGCAGCAGCGGAUGGCAUUGCAUUGGGUGCAGCAGCUUCCACAUCACAGACGAGUGUACAGUUGAUUGUAUUUGUAGCUAUUAUGUUGCACAAAGCUCCAGCUGCUUUUGGUCUGGUUUCUUUCCUUAUGCACGCAGGGCUCGAAAGGAAUAGAAUCAGAAAACACCUACUGGUGUUUGCUUUGGCAGCACCGCUGCUCUCCAUGGUCACUUACCUGGGCCUGAGUAAGAGCAGUAAAGAAGCACUUUCAGAAGUGAAUGCCACUGGAAUUGCCAUGCUGUUUUCAGCAGGAACUUUCCUUUAUGUAGCCACCGUACACGUGCUUCCGGAGGUGGGUGGCACUGGUCACAGUCACAAGACUGAGUCGGGUGGGAAGGGACUCAGUCGACUUGAGGUUUGCACCCUCGUCCUGGGCUGCUUGAUCCCAUUGGUACUGUCGGUGGGUCACCAGCAUUAACCAACAGCACCCCAGCAGGAACCUGGAUAACAAGGGUCUGUCAGCACUCCCAUGUUGGUUGGCAGGAUCACUACACAUACUGGGGCUUUGCCCCUUCAUUUUUUUUUCCCCGUGAAAUUCCAAAUGAAAUAGAUUGGAAGUAUAAAUUAAGUGAAAUUGUAAAUAAGUUGGAAGGAAUUCUGGCAAUGUAGCCAUUUUGAAAAGUGAGUUUUGUUUAACAUAUCAAUGGAAAUUUCUGAACUUGUUUCAACGAAAUGAGAGAAUGUAACUUUAGUCAAAUAGUGUCUAGUUACAAAGGAUGAAGUACAGGCACUUACUAAAUUAACAGUGAACUUGGGGCUGCAUUAGAGGUAAUCCAGGGCAUUAAUUAAGCCAAGGGAAUUGACAUCGGGUUUGAGUAUGUGAAAUAAUUUUUACUGGGUUUUAUUCAUAAGUGUACAGUCUUAAAUAGUUUGUUAGCCUGUAAGCUUGGUGCCUGCUAGUUCAAUGUCUGUGUGUUUAAACGAUAGGAUUUUUGACAGGCUAAUGUAUUUGGGAAGAAUUUUUUUGUUCAAAGUGCUUUGUUAAUGUAUAUGGGGUAAGGAAAUAAAAAAAAACUGUCUGAAUCAUUAAUUUUAAUGGUCAAACAUAUCAUGCAGUGGGUAGAUGGGUGUAGGAUAACAAAAUGUUUCCUAGGUCCAUGGAAGUGAAGUAUGAAGAAUGAAAUCCCAUUGCUAUGACUUUGCUGACUUGUGAAUAUUCAUUGUUCAGUUGCUUCAGGUAAACUGAAAUCAUUCCAUUGACAAUGGCCUUAUCUUUCCAACUCUUUGUACACAUUAACAGAUCUUGCAGAUUUUUUUUGUUUUUAAGAUGUAUAUCUAUAAAUAAAUUUUUAAUAAGUGGCCA
Molecule: messenger RNA, 2083 nt
Organism: Pristis pectinata (smalltooth sawfish)
Lineage: Eukaryota; Metazoa; Chordata; Chondrichthyes; Rhinopristiformes; Pristidae
Gene: slc39a9
Product: solute carrier family 39 member 9
Exons: 7
Coding region: 287-1198 (303 amino acids)
Biological process (GO): transmembrane transport; zinc ion transport
Cellular component (GO): membrane
Molecular function (GO): metal ion transmembrane transporter activity
Source: RefSeq, a predicted model, not a curated record